Molecule: messenger RNA, 759 nt
Organism: Lodderomyces beijingensis
Lineage: Eukaryota; Fungi; Ascomycota; Pichiomycetes; Serinales; Debaryomycetaceae
Source: the annotation of a GenBank genome assembly
AUGAUGAAGUUGCUGCUAGCAGUUCUCAGUCUAUUACAUGUGUUCACUUUCGCCAGUGCAAUUGGAUUCAGGGGAGUCCUAAAGCCGAUCCCAGCUGAAGUCGCUGAGUUGUCAAAGGAGUUGAAUCAUGAAGUGGUCAAUAUCAACAACUACGCCCAGAGAAUCAAAGUAGAUCUUUACAAUUUGAGUGGUGGUGGUAAAAAAAACACAAUUGUCAAGCCGUUGAGAGCGGUAGUGACCAAAGACUACAAUUUCAAAUUUGACCGUUUACACCAAGGCGAGUACGAAUUGGUUGUAAAUUCGUACGAUUUCACUUUUGACAAGAGCAAAUUUCGAAUCAUCAUUGACGAUCAAGGAACGGUGACGGCGUAUGACUUUCCCUUGGGACAAGAACAUUUCAACACGACAUCGGGCGUUGUCGUCAGUCGCGACAGGCCCUUGCAAUUACAGUUCAAAGACGUCAAGCAGUUUUACGAGAAAUCUGGAGGGACACUAAAAGAUAUGGUAAUCAACAGUCCGCUUGGGUUUAUCUUCAAAAACACCACAUACACCAUCAUCUUUGUUGCCUGCUUGGCGAUUAUGGCUGCUCCCUAUAUCUUGCAAUGGGUCAACCCGGAAUUGGCUGCGGAAUUGAAUGAUGCUAGGGUCAAAGUUGCCGAUGACCGAAUUGAAAAGAAGCCCGUGCUGGAUUACCAACCUGCGGCCGUGGGCGAGCUGUCGGUUAGAACUGGCGCCAAGAAUAUCAAAAAGAGGAGGUAG